GAAGAGUGGGGCACCGCUCACAUAAAGUCCAUCUCCCCAGUGGGACUUGUGUUUAUAGUGCGAACAGAAAGAUCGGCAGCAAGAACACUUCACAAAAAUGCAGUUUCUUGCCUGUUUGGUAUUGGCGGGAUGCCUCGCUUUCGCACAGGCUCAUACGUACCAUAUGGGUCCUUGUCCCAUAGUGGAACCUAUGCAGGGUUUCCAGAUGAGCAAAUUUCUGGGAUUGUGGUACGUUAUUCAGAAAACGUCAACAGGUAGCAAAUGCAUCACUUAUAAUUACACGCGAGGAGAGGAGCCGGGCGAAUAUGUGAUAACACAGGACUCGGAUCAUCUAAUCUUAGGUCUUACACCAUUGAAGCACGAAUAUCACUAUACUGGCCAGCUUUCUGUACCCGAACCCAGUACUCCGGGACGUAUGGAAGUUCGUUUUCCUCUUAAUGUGGCCGGAAGCGCAUCUCACGUGGUAUUCACGACGGAUUACGACAAUUAUGCUGGCAUAUUUACGUGUCAGAAAUUGGCAUUCGCCCAUCGACAGAGUGCCACGAUUCUCUCAAGGACCCGCACGCUGGACCAGGUGCAAGUGGAUAAGAUACGUCAGCGGUUGGGUCAAUACGGUGUCGAUCCGUUCGAAUUGAGCAUCAUCGUACAGACCGGUUGCCCACAAGCAAACGAAGAUAAUCUAGACAUCAAUAUCGAUCCCAACACUUUCACUUCUGAGAACUUGGGCAAUGUGGUGCGCAAAGCAGGUGAGAAGAUCGGCGACGGUGUUCAGUGGAUCGCUCAAACCGGAAGUCAGGUCUAUCACAAACUGACCGGAACGGAAGAGUCUCAGACAUCAUCGACGACGGAACGAAACAACCGCGUGACAAAUGCCAAGAAUAACAGUGAAAGAUUAGAGACCAACGAGGUGGAGUGGAUACCAUAAAAAGUCGAGCAAAUUUAUUAUCCGCAAUGCGAUCUUGAUGUUAGACGUUCGAUAGAUCAUCCAUUAAGAUCAUUGUACUGAUAUAUAUUUGACUUUCUGUUAUUUUACCUGAUGAUAUUUUGUUUGAUGAUUUAAUGACUUCGAAUGUAAAUAAAACUGCGAGAAAGGAAUCAAUAUCGAUUGAUCAAUUAUCAUAUAUAAUUAGAAACAUUAUCACUUAAUAUAUAUUAAAUCUUGAUAUUCAAUAAAACUUUGACAAAAAAGCA
Molecule: messenger RNA, 1191 nt
Organism: Pogonomyrmex barbatus (red harvester ant)
Lineage: Eukaryota; Metazoa; Arthropoda; Insecta; Hymenoptera; Formicidae
Product: apolipoprotein D
Biological process (GO): response to reactive oxygen species; lipid metabolic process
Cellular component (GO): cytoplasm
Molecular function (GO): pigment binding
Source: RefSeq, a predicted model, not a curated record